AUGCAGCUUUAUGGCAUCUUCACAUACCCCAUUGUCCGUGACCAGCUCAUCGCAAACACAAUUCUCGUCAUCAUCGCCACUCUUCUAGUGAUACUCCGAUUUAUCUCCCGGCGCGUUCGGCAAAGUGAGAUAUGGUGGGAUGAUGGAUUUUGCGUGGCUGGGAUGCUACACACCUACGGUAUGCUGGCCAUGCAGUUCCAUUAUGCUCACGUUGGAAUGCGACAUCAUGUUACCGAUCUUCCUCCCGAGAACACUGUGACAAUUGUGAAGAUGCUCAUUGCCUACCAAAUUGUGUACUACAAUGCCAUGGUACUGGCCAAAUUUACCUAUCUUUUCUUCUAUCUGCGAAUCUUCGUCUCGAAGGAGUUUCGCAUCCUUACAUGGGCCUGCAUGGGUUGUGCAGCGGCAUAUUGGACUGGAAGUAUACUCCAGAUCUUCUUAAUCUGUAGGCCCUUUGCCAAAAAUUGGAACCCUCUCCUUCCCGGUCAUUGCGCAAGUCAGAAUGUGGCAUUUUCGACAAUCGGAGCGUUCAAUCUUGUCACCGAUCUUAUGAUUAUGUUGUUGCCGAUCCGUUUCAUUUGGAAAUUGCAAAUGUCCCUUGGGACGAAGAUGGCGCUUUACGGAAUUUUUGGGCUUGGUAUAUUCAUUUCUUCGAUAACGAUAAUCCGCAUUCACGUCCUCACGACCGUCGACUUUCUAGAUCUACCUUAUUCGAUGACUUGGGCUGCUUUCUGGAGUGUGACCGAGCCCGCAUUAGCAAUUUCAAACUCAUGUGCGCCUAUGCUCCGACCCAUUCUGAAGGUUGUUUUUCCAAACCUGUUCGCCAGCGCUAAGGCUGAAUAUACUACCCAACCCAUAUCUGGGCCUAAGUCAACUAAGAAUCGGACGGCGGAGCGAAUGGAUGAAAUGGACAGCGAGUUUCCCCCUCACACAGGUUCAAGGGCGAAUGGGAUCUGGAUAUGA
Messenger RNA from Penicillium cosmopolitanum, 963 nucleotides. RefSeq lists its product as uncharacterized. The coding region runs from base 1 to 963 and encodes 320 amino acids. NCBI's taxonomy places the organism in Eukaryota, Fungi, Ascomycota, Eurotiomycetes, Eurotiales, Aspergillaceae. The transcript is spliced from 2 exons. The record is from RefSeq and is a predicted model, not a curated record.